Molecule: messenger RNA, 1521 nt
Organism: Haemonchus placei
Lineage: Eukaryota; Metazoa; Nematoda; Chromadorea; Rhabditida; Trichostrongylidae
Source: the annotation of a GenBank genome assembly
AUGCUAAAGUUGGCUCUAGCGUCUGGGAUGUCUUCUCGUGGACGCCCGUCGGGUUCCAAACGUGGAGUACUGCCCAAUCUUUCUCUUGCUGGUAAACGUGAAGACAAAACAUCUGCUCCUGUCAUCCUUCCCAAACGAAAAAAGAAUGAACGUCGCCCUCCACAUCGCGGUGGCAGAGGACGUGGUCGUGGAGGAAAAGACGGCGGAAAGGAACGGCCUGGUCUCAUCGAAUCUUCGGGCAUCUUCUCCGAAGGCCUAAGCGGAGCAGAUCCCGGCCGACGUGUAAAACCAAAGGUUGAAUCGAGUGAUGGAGGAGUCGUCACAGGAUACGUGAAGCAGGAACCUGUCCCGAUUGAGGAAGACAAGAAAGUUGGCAAUGUCCUCUCAGCCUAUGCUGGCUAUGAAGAGCUUUGGCAAAGCGAUGAUGAAGGAGACUUGCAGGAACUAAGCGAGCUUCUUAGAGAUGGGUUCAUCUCUGACUACAAGUGUGGUACCGUACUACCGCAUGUGCUUCCCCUCGAACUUCAGUCUCAGUUUAUUGAUCUGAUGGAUAAUAGUGUUAAAGCUCGAAUUCUUGAGGAAGAGGAGGCGUUAAAGGCUGAAAUCGACACCGACACUAAAGAGCACGUACACGAAGAAGCAGGUGGCGAUGAUGAAGCGAAUGAAGAAAGUCCUACUUUGAAACAUAGUCGAAAAGCCGCACGGAUUCUGAGGAAUGUGCUCAUGAGUGAGAGACGCGAGAACGAACUUUUUAUGCUUCAACUGCCUGGUAUCUUGAAAGUCCUCAGCCAGGAGAAACCUUCAGAAGACAAACUUGUGUUCAACAAUUGUCGGCCAAAUGGAAAUGCAAAAGUGGAUGCGACAGAAGGGAGGUUGUUGCCAGACUCCAUUGAAAAGGCCACAGUGGAACAACUGAGUUUACCAUCUGGUCGAUGUAUUGGCAAAUUGGUGAUCACAAAAGACGGCCGAGUAUUGCUGAAAUCAGGUGGGCAAACGAUGGACGUCGCCCACACUGCAUCAGAAGGUCAGCAUCAGGGCGUCGUCAUGGUGGAGACUGUCCCGCAGUCACCUGAUGACUAUGCGAUGCAUAACGGAAGCGGACGGUUUGGGGAUUCUUACGGAGGAGGAAGCGGCAAUCGCAACGCUGUUUACUAUAUGGGAAACGUUCGCCACAAUUUCACGGCAUCGUUAGAUUGGACUCAACUGAGGCCCGUCGGAGCGGAGCCCCUACAUUCCCGACUUCCUGGAAACCGUCAUAUGAAUUCGGUUGUAUCUGUAGAGCUCAGAAUGAACGAUGGAGCUGUUUGUUGGCAAGAACGCUACCAAAUCAAUCAUUUGAUUAUUACGUUAUCGCGUGGUGCCAUCCCGAAAACUGACAGCCGUCUCGAGGCCGGCCGUCCUAGGACGCGUGCGGUUGCUGCGCGGUUCGCUCAAUGGAUCGGAACAGAUCAUAUUGAUUUAUUGAUCGGACUUCGUCAAUAUCGCGUGCUUCAUGAGCAGCAGAGUAAAGUGGAUCUCUGA